AUGCCAGGGUCAGCUUCAUCAACACGGUCGGAUGCGACUGUGCAGGAGCUCGAAUUAAAACGAACCGAAGAUGUUGCACCAUCUGAGGUUGUCAGCGAAAAGCACUCAGUUACAGAACACUCUCCUAUUCAACAACUCGAAACGAACGACAACGACGAUAACGGCAAGAAGAAGAAAAAGGAAAAGAAGAAGAAAGAUCCCGCCGUUCCCGUACACAAACUUUUCCGUUUCGCCACAACAAAAGAACUUGUGAUGGUUCUGAUUGCCGCGAUCUGCUCUCUUGGUGUCGGUGCUAUGCAGCCUGUUAUGAUCGUCUUCUUUGGUCAGUUUAUGGACGACCUUGGUACAGGUGUUACUGCCAUGCAAACUAUGACGCCCGAGCAAAUGCAAGAAGGAAUGGGAGACUUCAAGCUGCUUGAUAUGACUUACGAUCUUAUUCUCAUCUUCGUCUACAUGGGUACCGGCGUACUUGUCGGUGCCUACGUUGCCCAAAGCUUCUGGAUCAUGACUGGUGAGAACCAAACUCGCCGUAUCCGCCAGAAAUAUGUACAUGCCAUUUUACGUCAAGAUCUUGGCUGGUUCGAUAAAUCUGAAGAAGGUUCCCUCACAACUCGUCUUGCUGCUGAUACUCAGCUGAUCCAGGACGGUAUCUCUGAAAAAUGCGGUAUCCUUUUGCAAUCGAUUGGUGCCUUUAUCUCUGGUUUCGUCAUCGCUUUUGUGGAGGGCUGGAACUUGGCUGUCAUCAUCUUGGCUACCAUGCCCGUCCUUGCUGCCUGCGGUGGUGCCAUUGGUUACUUUAUCACCAAGUUCACUUUGCAAACUCAGGAUGCAUAUGCCGAAGCCGGCGCUAUUGCUGAACAGGUCUUUGCUGGCAUUCGCACCGUCUACUCGUUCUCUCUACAAGACCGCUUUGCUCGUCGCUAUGAGGAGAAGCUCGUCAAGGCCCGUGUAGUUGGUAUGAAGCGUGGUAUCUACCUUGGUGUUGGUUUCGCUUGCUUCCUCUUCGUUCUGUUCGCCACGUACGGUCUUUCGUUCUGGUAUGGCGGCCAACUCGUCAAGGAAGGAAAGAUGACUGGUGCCACCGUCUUGAUCGUCUUCUUCUCCAUGAUCAUUGGUGCUAUGUCCCUCAUGCAAUUGCCUCCCAAUAUCUCUGCCGUCUCCACCGCCGCCGGUGCUGCCCAUAAGGUCUUCUCCACCAUUGAUCGCGUUCCUACUAUCGAUCCUGAUUCCGAAGAAGGUCUCAAGCCUGAAAAGGUUAUUGGUGAGAUCGAAUUCAAGGAUGUCCAGUUUAAGUAUCCUACCCGCCCGGAUAUCACUAUUCUCAAGAAACUUAGCCUCAAGAUCAAACCUGGUAUGACGGUUGCCUUCGUUGGCCCCUCUGGUUCAGGCAAAUCGACCAGUGUUCAGUUGAUCCAGCGCUUCUACGAUCCCCUUGAGGGCAGCGUUUCUCUUGAUGGCAACGACCUCAAAGAUGUCAAUGUCAAAUGGUUGCGUUCUCAGAUUGGCGUUGUCUCGCAGGAACCUGUCUUGUUCAACAUGACUAUCCGCCAAAACUUGCUCAUGGGUAUCAACUACGAAGCCUCACGUGAGGAGAUUAUUGAAGCUUGUAAGAAGGCCAACUGCCACACCUUCAUCUCGCAGUUGCCUGACGGUUAUGACACUCUUGUUGGUGAACACGGUGGUAUGCUUUCUGGUGGCCAGAAGCAACGUAUUGCCAUUGCUCGUGCUAUUCUCAAGAACCCUACUAUUUUGCUUUUGGAUGAAGCCACCUCUGCUUUGGAUACCCAGUCUGAACGCUUAGUCCAACGUGCUUUGGAUGCUGCUGCCGCUGACCGCACUACUGUCGUUAUUGCCCAUCGUUUGUCUACUAUCCGCAACGCCGAUUUGAUCGUUGUCAUGCAUCAAGGUGAACUUAUCGAACAAGGUAACCACGAAGAAUUGCUUGCUAAGCAAGGCGUCUAUUCCGAAUUGGUCCGCAAGCAGCAGAUCGCAACCAAGCAAGUUGGUGGUACCGAGGAUGAAGAAGUCGACGAAGAAGAACUGAUGCGCAAGGAGAACGAAGAACUUCUCGAACAACAACGCAAGAUCAACGAAAUCGUUGAAGCCAACGAAAAGCAAGACGCUUCCUCGGGUCACCUGGUCCGCAUGAGCACUGUUUCAUCGAUCGACGCUUUCGAACUGAAGCUCCGCAAGGAAAAGCUAGAACGCAAGAAGCGCAUGAAGCAAAAGGCUCCUAUGGGCAAGAUUUUGAAGCAAAUGCGUGCCGAAUGGCUUAUGCUUGGAGCCGGUGUUGCCGGUGCUGCCAUUGCCGGUGCUAUUUUCCCUUGUUUCGCUCUCAUUUUCGCCAAAAUUAUCACUGUCAUGAUUCUCAGUCCCGAGAACGUCGCUCCUGGUCCCUUGGAAGGUGCCAACUUGUAUGCAUUUGUCUUUGUCAUGUUCGGUAUUGCCUCCUUCAUUGGUUUUGGUACUCAGAUCAUUGCCUUUGAAUGUGCUGGUGAACUCUACACCGAGCGUCUCCGUGGACAUAUUUUCCGUGCCUACAUGAAGCAGGAAAUUGGUUACUUUGACGACGAUGAACACAGCAUGGGUGCUUUGACUUCCAAGCUUGCUAUCGAUUCCAAGAACGUCAACGAAAUGGUUACCAAGGUCUGGGGUGAUGUUACUCAGAUUUGCUCUACAGCCAUCACUGGUCUUGUUAUCUCUUUCGUGCACAGCUGGACUUUGACUUUGAUUAUCUUGUGCAUGGCUCCAUUCAUCGGUGGUGCUACCUACUACGAAUCGACUAUCCAUCGUGGUUUCGAGGACAAGACUGCCAAGGCCAACGAACAGAGCGGUGAAGUUGCCGGUGAAGCCAUCAAGGAAAUUCGCACUGUCCAAGCUUUGAACAAGCAGAGCGACUUUGAGACGAAGUUUGAUCGUGCCUUGGAACGUCCUCACAGGCUCGCUAUGCGCAAGGCUAUGAUGUCAUCUGUCGGUUAUGCUUUGCAACAGGGUAUCAACAUGUACACCAACGCCGUCGCCUUCUAUGCUGGUGUCCGUCUUAUGGAUGAUGGCAAGAUUAACAUGGAGGAAAUGAUUGUCUGUAUGAUGGCUGUCCUUAUCACUGCUCAGGGUAUUGGUCGUGCUAGUGUUUUCACUUCGACCUUUGCCAAGGCCAAGAACUCUGCCAUUGCCACCUUUGAAGUUAUUGAACGCAAGCCCCACAUUGAUCCCGAUCUUGAAGGCAUGGAGCCUGCCAGCUCUUCUAUUCACGGCGACAUUUCGUUCGAGGAUAUCACCUUCCGUUACCCUGCACGUCCCGAUAUGCCCAUUUUCAGCGGCGAAUUCAACUUGGAAGGCAAGUCUGGUCAAACCAUUGCUUUGGUCGGUCCAUCGGGUUGUGGUAAAUCAACCACUAUUGGUAUGCUUCAACGUUGGUACGAUCCUAUCGACGGUACUGUCCGUCUGGAUGAACACAACACCAAGAACUUUACUUUGGGUAAUCUCCGCAGCCACAUGGCUUUGGUCGGUCAAGAGCCUGUUCUUUUUGAUAUGACAAUUGGUGAAAAUAUUCGCUUCGGUAUGGAUGAAAGCAAGUCCGUCACUCAAGAGCAAGUUGAAGAAGCCUGCCGCGCUGCCAACAUCCACAAGUUUAUCUCGGAUUUGCCUGCUGGUUAUGAUACCCGUGUUGGUGACAAGGGUUCACAGUUGUCCGGUGGUCAGAAGCAACGUAUUGCCAUUGCCCGUGCAUUGAUCCGUAAACCCAAGGUUCUCUUGCUUGAUGAAGCCACUUCUGCUCUUGACUCUGAAUCCGAAAAGCUUGUCCAGGCUGCCAUCGACAAUGUUAUCAGCGAAGGUGGUCGCACUACCAUCACCAUUGCCCAUCGUUUGUCGACCAUCCAAGAUGCUGAUCUCAUUUGCGUUGUCAAGGGAGGCCGUAUCGUCGAACAGGGUACUCACUGGGAACUGCUCAAGCUGGAUGGCGAAUACGCUGCACUUGUGCGCCAACAAUCCCUCAACGCUCACUAG
Molecule: messenger RNA, 4008 nt
Organism: Zychaea mexicana
Lineage: Eukaryota; Fungi; Mucoromycota; Mucoromycetes; Mucorales; Lichtheimiaceae
Product: putative ABC transporter protein
Exons: 4
Coding region: 1-4008 (1335 amino acids)
Biological process (GO): transmembrane transport
Cellular component (GO): membrane
Molecular function (GO): ATP hydrolysis activity; ABC-type transporter activity; ATP binding
Source: RefSeq, a predicted model, not a curated record